This is a messenger RNA of Dermacentor silvarum, 8748 nucleotides long. Its product is annotated as trinucleotide repeat-containing gene 18 protein-like. The record is from RefSeq and is a predicted model, not a curated record. NCBI's taxonomy places the organism in Eukaryota, Metazoa, Arthropoda, Arachnida, Ixodida, Ixodidae. Bases 16 to 2340 code for a protein of 774 amino acids. The transcript is spliced from 15 exons. Gene Ontology annotation, molecular function: chromatin binding.
AUAAGCAAUUGCAAAAUGUGGCAUCAGAACAAAGUAUUGUUGCUUUGUUUACAGUACAGUUUCACUCUCUUUAAUUUCUUAUUAUCUUUAUUGUUUUUCUGUGUAGAAUCAAAAGGAGCAGCUGCAACCGGCUCACCCUCAAAACAGCGACGGAAAUCUUGCCCCGAGCCAAGCAAGCCAUCAUAUGCAGUGUGCUCUUCAAAGCACCCGAAUGCAACAAAGACGAAGGAGAAGCUGGAAAAACCAGUCAAAUCUGCAGCAGAACCCCAGCAGCAAACGAAGAAGCAAAGUCAUAAAUCAAGUUCAAAGAACAAGGAGUCCAGUUCCGGCUCAAAACCGGAAGACGACAUUUGGUGUGUGCGUCGCAGCGAACGCAUAUUCCUUUUGGAUGCUGGAGUGGUCAAGUCAUCAACGCUGUCCAGCCCACCUGAACGUCAAGAAUCCAGCUCCGGUGGCACGUCACAGCGUACUAAGCCCGAGAAGGCGAAUGGCACUACACCCACGGCUUCCAAAGCUCAGCCACCCCCUUCUGCCAAGGCCACAACUGGCGCAGCUGCCCCCUCUUCCCCCUUGGAAUGCUCUGAACCACCGAGAACUGACCCCAAUUCCAAUGCUUCUUCCUCCUCUGCUCCCACUGUGCGCCGAGUGGCCAGACGGAAAUUGGUGUCUGUGCUCCGCAAGUGCUCUCGAGCAGUUGGGCCAACACCAAACGAAACCGACUCGGACGACCAAGGGAGUGACUCAACUGAAAAUGUGCCCCUGAGCCGGCUCUCGGCAGCUGUGCGAAGUGGUUCGGAUCAACCGCAGCAGUGCUACCUGCUGCCAGAGGAUCUUCACGACCUCACCCGUGUUGUGAUGCUAGAGGAUGGCCUCUUCUAUACAGGCUACAUCAACGAAAUUCAGGCACCAGAUGUCUAUGGCAUCACACUUGACGGUGAGAGAGGCAACAGACCACACAUAUUUUCACGGGAAGAGAUCCUCAAGGAAGCGGUGCGUGAAGUCAAGCCACGCUCCCUGAAGGAACUGCCUGAGGGGCGCCGUGUCUGUGCCUACUGGAGCCAGCAGUAUCGUUGCCUCUACCCCGGUCUGGUUGCCAAAGCCACCAGUCCAAACCCUUCCCCAAGCAAUGCGCUUGUCUAUGUGGAAUUCGAUGACGGUGAUUCUGGAAAGAUUCCCAUAGAAGAUGUUCGGUUGCUGCCACAGGACUUUCAUCCUAUUGCCGGAGACCCACAUCCAUCUCUUGUCUUGAGCAAAAAGCGCAGCCGGAAUACAGAGAAUGGGCAGGAGGCCGGCACAUCAGAUCAGCAGCAUUCACGGAGAGUACGAAAGAGAAAGAAAUCCAAGGCCAAGAAAACACAAGGAGCAGCUUCAAGCGAUGAGUCUGACUCUGACAAUGGCGAAGUUUUUGAUGUGGCUGACGGAGCGAGUGCAUCAAAGAAGCGCCGGCGAGAGCACAAGCACCGCCGGCAUCACAAGCACCAUCGCUGUCAUCACCGGCACAAACACCACAAGCGACACCGGGAACAUUCCACGGAAGCUGCUGACAAGACGGGCACUAACGGCAAAGCGACACGACGAGACAGCGCAGCUACAAACGCGUCCACGUGUUCUUCGGAGCCUUCAACCUCAGGAUCUUCCACUCACUCAUCGCUGCCCAGUGGCUCGGGCAGAUCCGGAUUGAAAGUGCGGAUCCGGACUUCAUCUACAGAAAUGCAGCAGGCAGAUGCAGAGAGCAGUGAUGACGCCUCAGAAGAUAGCAGUUCAUCGGACGAGGCUGAGAGUGUUGCUUCUAAAAAAGGUCCCGCCAAGCGUAAAAGGCGCCUCCCCUCGGUGGAGAAAAGCAAAAUCGCGGCAUUCCUGCCGAUGCGGCAGCUGUGGCGAUGGUCGGGCAAGAGCUUCCGCCGGCCUGGGCUGAAAGGCAAGGCCAAGAAGGAGUUUUACAAGGCCAUCUGCAGGGGCAGGGAAUCCAUUCGGGUUGGUGACUGUGCGGUAUUCCUGUCGACGGGACGGCCCAACCUGCCAUACAUUGGCCGCAUCGAGACCAUGUGGGAAGGCUGGAGCGGUAACAUGGCGGUCCGCGUCAGGUGGUUCUACCAUCCAGAGGAGACCAAGGGACUCGCAAAGCUCAGGCACUCCAAGGGUGCACUGUUCAAGUCUCCGCACGCGGACGUGAAUGAUGUGCAGACCAUUUCUCACAAGUGUGAGGUCCUUUCCUGGGAAGAGUACCGGACAUCCCGCGGGACGCGCAGCGAUGAAGCCACCGCUGAUGUCUACUACCUCGCUGGAUACUACGACCCCUAUGUCAACACCAUCUCAAUUGAGCCCUCAUUGGCACUGUGAUGUCAGCAGGCUGCAAUCUCGACUCAGCCUAUCACAGCUGAGCACUUGUCUGAGGAAAGCCCCACGCAGGGCGCGUGCCACUUGAUGGUUUCCCCUGCAGUGUUUUGAACAACCGGUGACCUAUUAGCAGUUAUGUUAUGCAGGAGCGGUGGUUGCAAAAUUUCAUAACAUAAUCUAACGUAACCAGGAUGGUGCCAGUACUGAAUCCCUAGCUGAGUUCUCACUUGUUAUUAGAACAUUUGAAGACCUGUAUUUCAGUGUGCUGGCAACUGUUUAUACUUUAUUUGGCAUUCAUUUCCAUAGCAAAUCACAGACCGUGUAGUUAACUGCUAAAAACACUGCGGUCGUAUUUCCUCGCCGCGUAGUCAUUGUAGUGUCCUUUUUACUUUUCAGUUUGUUUAUACUAGAUGUGCAGAAUUCCACUAGUUGAUUAGGAGAAACUCUCCUAAUGGAGACACGUGUUAUGCUGAUCUGCAUCUUGGGUUGUCUAUAAGCAAACCACUCUGAACCCUCACACGUGCAGCGUUGCAGCUAACCGAACACACUCUCCCGCACACAAAGCAACAGAAAGCCUCUCCACAUGAACUAGUGGAAUUUGUAAUUUGUCACAGAGCUUUUGUGGUGAAAUUCCUCGACAUCAUAAUCUGCACACCAUUCAGGUGUUUGGCACAGAGUGCCAUUCGCUGGCAAACAAUUGGUGCCUCGUGUGUGAUGUUGCAAAGGUCAUUGUCACGUGAUGGGCACCUUUGACAAAUGAGGGCAUAUCAGAAGAUGUCAGGGGCCAGUGUUGAUAGCAGGGCGGGCUGUCUUCCAAAGACGGGGAGAAUAUAAGGGGUUUGAGAGCUGUCUUGUUUUUUUUUUCUUGCUUUCAUGUGUUUUGUCGUCAUGUCUUGCAUCAAUUUGCAGAUUGAUGUUUUUUUUUUAUUUGACACACCUUUUUCCUACUGUGAUGGGCUUGAAAAAGAUAUACACGAGAGGGGCACGUGCACUAUUGUUGCACUGCCUCUGCUGGGUAAGGAGCGGAUGUCCAGGUGAACAUUCAGAAUGCGAAUAUGUACAGCUGUUUGUACUAUACUCUCUUGUCUCAUGCGUGCACCAACACAACAUUGUCCAGUGUAUUUUUUCCUGUUUAUUUACAUUUUCUUUUUCUUUAAUAAAACAAGACCUUGUGGCAGCCUCCAAGAAAUGGCAAUUUGAAAUGCUGAUACUGCUGAGGUGAAAAGUCUUGCAAAAUAGGUGCCCAGUGUUUAUAUUUAUCUGGCAUGGUAUCAUGAAGGCACGAAGGAAUAAAGGUACCUUAAGGGCUAGUUUUUUUGUGAUUUAUUUACACAGCUUGAGCCUCUUAAAUACAUAGGUCAUGUUUGUCUUGUAAACUGCUGCUCAAUUGGGGUGGUAUUCUCAAACGAUCACUUUCUGAGACACAACCACUUUCACGAGACCUUGCGUGACUUUGCACCGGAUGUGUUGACGUAUAUAAGCCCAACAGCAUUCCUGGCAUUGUGUCUGGUGCGCAAUCUUCACCCGGUGCCAGGAACCGUAUACUUGGAUGUGUCCAGUGCCGAGUCAAGCAAAAUAUUGUGAAAGUGAUUUUAUCCUCAAAAGUGAUUGCACAAGAAUACCGCCAGUGUUCUCAUGAAAGCACGGAAUGUGCCAGGCAGGCCUCUUCAUUAUAGAGGCAAAGGGGGACUUACUCGGAGUAGGCCCACAAUAAUAAUAACUAAUAUAUAUAUAUAAACUUAAAGAUUUUUUUAAAGUAACGUGUAGUGACUUGAUUUCACGUUCCCUGUUUCUGCUGUGCAGCCUUGUGGAGCAGUAGAGCGUUGCACAUGCACCCCCGUAAGGGGCUUGGCUACUUGGGGGCUGUCGACUUGGCUUGUUGCUAUCCCUUUCUCCACUGUGCACUUGUUAUUGCUCAUUUCGUCAGGCACGAAGCCGUGUAACCUCUGUAGUGGCAUCUUGACACAAUGGCAUGCCUCACCCCUCCGUCUCUAUGCAUUUUUCCCACCCUCACCUGUCGGAAGAAGUGCUUGGUGGGGAAGUGUCUACACACACCGCGUCUGUGAAACUCGUUCUCCUGCGUCAAAGUUCUUCGCUGUUUGUAAACAAGCCGCAUGCCCAUUGUUUGCAGCGACACGCUGCCCGUCGUCUGCUUGCGCUACAGGUGCGAGCGCACAUUUUUUGUGUAUCGUUGUCGUGAUCGAUAAUCAUGGCUAAAGUCAUCACAUCACUGCAUACAUUUCGUGCAUUUCACCCACCUCAGAAAGCUUGCCUUUCUUUUGCUUUUUCGUUCGCGUUGCACUGUAUUUUCAAUCAACCUCGAAAUCGGUUCUUGGGAACUGCUGCAUCGAGCUAUCAGCUGGAGCGGAAAGUGACCAGAGUUUUGGUCCCAAUGUAUGGUAUCGCUUGUCACUGCAAGAGUCUCACGACAUUGCGUUGCUUCAAAGCAAGGAGGAAAGGGCACUUGCUAGUGCACGUUGAUGUUUGUAGCUCCGUAUGUGUGCUGGGCGGCUGGCCACAGGUAGACAGAGGCUUUUUUAAGUAUUUGCCCACGAUGUACGCGGGGGCAAUGAUAUUUAAUGUAUUACAGUUUCUUGCACAAGUCACUUUUGCACAGAGAUGACUGCUGCUGUCGGGUGACAAAAACUGAGUACGAGCAUCAGCUUUGAUUGCACAUUGAACAAACUACCGGGGCAGCAGCUAAUGACUGAAGCAUGUUGCUUGUCACACAUUCUUGCACGAGGCUGGAUCUCUCUGCAGUAGCGAGCAUGUUUUUGUGGUGCUGAAGCUGAAAGGUUUCGUUGUGAAGCAGGCAGGGGACAGUUGCUGGUUCAUUGGAAGUGAACACUUGUUAGCUGGCUCAAUCCUAGAACAACUUUAGCAACUUGUCAUCUUUGUGGUGUUUUUGGCAGCACGUAUAGCAAGUGAGCUUAUCAGUGUUCACUCAAGUUUGCACUGUGUGAAGGAAAUAGAUGUUGUUUUACUCAGACACACAACACUGAAAAGCAACACGCGUAAUAAACAGUGCUAUCCACUCAUACGAACCAUAGAAGUAAUGGAUUUUAGGUAUGGUUUUGUGAUAUUUUGAGAGAAAAAAAAAAAGCCAGUCAUUGCACAAAAUGCUUCUUGUGUGCUGUUCACAGGAUAAGUGUGCUCAAAGCCAAACUGGCUUUGGAUAAUCAGGGUUUCACAGUGCUUCAUAUCUCAGUAGGGUAUGUUGUCAUAGGGUUGAGUCAGCAUCACAUGCUUGUGCCAUGGAAGUGUUAGCCACUGUUGUGGCAACUGCAGGAUUAACGAGUGCAUAAAUGCCCAGGUGUCUGUCAUUCUGCAAUUACGACCCGAGUGUAACGCGAGUAUUUGUGGCACUAUAAUCACACAAUUUACAACCCAGCCAGCCUUUGAUCACAAGUGGUGGGUCUGAGACCUGGGCUUCAAAUUUAUGGCAGCUAGUCUGAGAGACACCGGUGCUGAAAGAUGUUUUAUCGUUUGUUGUAAAGGCCAGGCUACCCAUAUGGGUGUUGGUGGUGCACAGUUUACUGGAAUGAGGAGGACUGCUUCCAGAGGAGUGUCACUUUUGCACACGUCACUAGUUAUUGCUUGAAAGCAGGUUUUACUCAAGGGUCAUUGAAAGUGCAUGGAGCAGUGCAAGUGGUCUGCUUUACAAUGUAAAAAGGCCUACUUUUGAAUGAGCUGGCCUCUGUGAGGUAGAAUGGUGCGUAAUCAGUUGCUUCGUGUGCCCAAAUCUGGCUUGCACUGUGGCCACAGAACAUUAUGAGAGCUGUGAAAACAACAAGAGUGAAUACAUUCUGAAAACUAAAGCUGCGGUAUGUGCUUCCCCCUGCAUGAUAGUUGCAGUGCUCCUAUCAAAGCCAGACUGUGUGUCAAUGCUAUUUUCAUGACUGAACUGCAUUCUAUGAGGCUGUUUCAUGUAACAGCCACAUGAAUCAGAACUCGGCCCUGAUUGCAGCAUUGGCAACGCAUAGCAAGAGGAGGAGGCCAGUGUCAUGCCAGAAACAUAUUGCAGGUCUAAACUUCAAAGCAUCAGUAGUGCCACAGGGGCUCACUGUGGCACUAUUGUUUACACAUUCAACAAAGACUGUACAGUAACCUGUAUAAAUUGUUUUAUCAAAUGUAAGAGUAGGUUUUGCACUAACCGUUGCUUUGUUCACUUAAAUUUUGCUACAAAAUUGCAUCAUUGGUCCAAUAUUGUUCAAUAACACUUGCCAUUGAUGCUUGCCUAGUGUCUGGACUGUGUUGCCUGCAGGCAAUGAAAGCAGACCACGCCUCUGUAAGCAAGUACUUCUCCGAUGGCGAGGCGUUCAUGUGAUGGUUUCUUGCUUUUCGUUGACCAACCAUGCAAACAAAUGAUGCCAAGUGUUUCAAUGAACAGAGCAAACUUGCAAUAGUUGAGCAAAGGUAAAGCAGCGGUCAAGUGCAAAUUUUUUUCAGAUUUAGGAACCCAGGUCACUGUACCAAGUUCUGUAUUUUUAUGUACAAAUUUUUAAUAACACAUUUCAUUCACAGUGUCACUCCUUAACCCAGUCACAUUAGAGCUGCACGCAAGAAUGUAUAAGAAGCCUUGAGCAGAGCAUUUGUGGAAUAUGUUGCCAAAUGCAGCAGGUAAUGGGGUGCUGGUAAUGUGUUUCUGUAAAUCCAGGAACAAGCCCCCGGCUUCUUGUGUAAUGCAGAUCAGCAGCGCUGUUAUCAAAUUUCUACUACAAGCGCGUUAGAAGCCUGUCCAGCAUAGUGCAUUCCUCUAUGGUUGCAAAGCAAUGCAGUGUGCAUGCAGUAGUUGUCGAUCUCCGAAAUAGCUACUAAGCAGGCGCAAUUUACAGCCAGCCUGGAGAGAAUCUUCUGGAAGCAGUCUCCCUCCCCAAACAUGCGGGUCCACAAGUGCUUGUCAGCUUUAGCUGAAGUGUUGAGACAGUGCAAGAGUUUGGUGGCAGAGUUUUGACUGCAGCAAGUUUGCAGCUCCGGAGAGAGUGCUUUAUUUUUGUAGGUGUGAUGGUUGCAUGGCCCGGGAAGGGGUCUUCGGUUUUUGUACAUAGGCAAGUUGUCAUCUGCUAUCAUUUCUGCAGUUGUGUUGCUUCACAUCUGUCUCUUGCCCUGUCUGCUAGCAGGAAUGAAAACUGACUGUGAUUUCACUUGUUGAAAAAAAGUGUGAGUUGUUGAACAUCGGUGGCUAGGUUUUUCCUCUCUGUCUCUUGGCAACUUCUUUCAGGAGCAACCAACAUGGCCGACAAGAGAGCUUCUAAAUGGAAGUUAGGAAAAAUGCGCUCUACAAAGUCUGUUGUAAGUCUGUUGUGCCAUACGUAUGUUCUGGGUACUGUUUGGGUGGCAAGUGUUGCAUAGCGUUCCUUGUUGUUCCAAGUUUUCGUUUGUGCUUCGCCAGCAGAGAAUGACUCUUGUUGAAGACGCGAGUUCUCCUUGUGCAGUUUAAAUGCGUGUGCUUGUCGUUUUGUGUGCAUUGGUGCAAUGCUCAGUUUGCCGAGUCCUUUUUUGCUAUUGGCGGUCUGUUCUGGGGAAGUUUCAGGUUCUCGGUGUCUUUGCUUUGCUUACAAUUUCACACCGAUUCUCUCUUGGCUCACUAAUGACCACUUGGUACAGUUAGUUGCUUCAAGAUCUGUGGCAAACAGCAAUUAUUUCAACAUUUAAUAUAUGAGAAAGUUUUCGUUUACGCCUUAGUGGCCUUCUGAAGUUGUGUGAUGCUUACACGUUUCUGGCUAGUGACCAGACCUGAAUUAUACAAUUGGCUGGAAAAAGCAUGCAGGACUUGGUACAGCUCGUAACAUACACAUUUAAAAAGAAAUUGUUUACAAGUCUUGUAACUGUGCUCAUUUCUAUUUGGUACUUUCAAAGUCACGCAAAUAAUUAGAGUUCUGAACUUUUUCUAUCUUUAGGCGGCACCACAAAGAAAGCCAAUGUUUAAAAUUUAUGCCAUGGUACUAUCGGUGGGAAGCAUUGUGGCCUUCUGAAAUCUUAUUAGUUUUGCAGUGGAAACAUAGUGCCAAAAAUUUUCUAAAUGGAGUGACCAAAUGUGAACUGGACACAAAAAAUUUGGCUACACAGCACCAUAGAGCCUUCCUCAGAGCAGUUUGGCAAUACAUUCAUUGUACAUGUCCUGCUGUCUGUUCUGCAUUGCUCAAAGCUUUUUUGUUUUGGCUUUUGUUUUUGGUCAUCAACUUUGCCCAGAUCUCCAAGGGGAGAAGGUUAUUUUCCCUCAGCAUCUUGUGCUUGUGUUGGCUUUUUCUUUUUUUUUUUUUCUGCCAACUUUGUGCAUCUUUGUCUUAGCCAUACAGGACAGCUGUCUAGUUUGUACAGAGCUUGUGUUAUUUCUGCACACGUCCAAGUGACCAUUGUGACCGACAAUGCGUUAGUUACGCACUUAAUAAAAAUGAAUCCAUGAAAAAA